AUGUAUCUAGCAGCGCUUUCGCGGUAUUUGUGCGCUCUCACGCUUUGUCUAUACUUUGCCCGAGCAAACUGGAUUGAAAUCAACAACAUUUUCGCGCGUCAGCUACCAGACGAACAGGUGGAAGAAAAACAGAUAGACAAGGUCAUAGCGGCGGUAUCUUCUCCAACGACUUCCUCAGUCCCGUUAAGCACUGGGGCAGCAACUCCCGCCACGACAACCACCUCAGAUCCCCCAUCGACUGCAGAUUCGAAAACUACCACUGCCAAUCCAAACCAAAAAUCGACUUCUAUAUCCACCCAACGUCCUAAUCCUACAACAUCAUCCGUCACCAAUCCAAACCCCAGUCCCACAUCAGUUACCAGUCAAGAACCACCUGCUAAUACAGAUAACACCGAUACUUCUACGACAAUUCUUCCGGCUUCAUCAGUUUCACAGAGCGUCGAGCUAGUGACAACUAUUGUAACUGUAUCUGGAAGUGCUGUAACUUCCGUGUCUGAAUCAACAGCUGCUACAACCGUACCUGCCUCCGGGCCCACUGGUACAUCGUCUCCCAAGGACGGCAGUGCAGAUAAAUCAGGCUCGAAAUCUAAAAACACGAUAAUUGGAGUGUCAGUCGGAAUUGGUGGAACAAUAUUACUCGUUACAAUGGCAGCCCUUGGCUGGAGGAUAUGGGGGCGCAAAAGAAGAUCAGAACAAGUUAGUGGUCUAGAUUUUCGCACAAUAAGUCCUGGGCAAGAAAAGCCGGGUGGUAUAAACAAUAUGAGACCAACAAAUCCAUUCCAAAGUACACUCGAAACCUAUCACAACCCCACCAGGGUAAAUGCGUCGUCGAAUUUCUGA
This is a messenger RNA of Blumeria graminis f. sp. triticale, 840 nucleotides long. The record is from the annotation of a GenBank genome assembly. NCBI's taxonomy places the organism in Eukaryota, Fungi, Ascomycota, Leotiomycetes, Helotiales, Erysiphaceae.